Molecule: messenger RNA, 1385 nt
Organism: Gryllus bimaculatus (two-spotted cricket)
Lineage: Eukaryota; Metazoa; Arthropoda; Insecta; Orthoptera; Gryllidae
Source: the annotation of a GenBank genome assembly
UGAAAUCACAUUAUGUGUACUCUUAUUUUCACAUUUUAAAAUAGUUUUUGAUAAGUUCGUUCGAUUUUGUCCAGGUUUCUACCAUGGAUGACGCAUCACUCGGCCCUCACCCAAUUGGAGAGGUCACGGAAGGGGGGCCCAGAUGGGCACUUUCUGUGUAUAUAAGCUUAGCGCCAGAGAAGGUUCAUAAUAUUGUUUUGUAUCCUGAUAAACAUUCAUGGUGCAAAAUUACUCCUAUUAAGCAAGUAGUUACAUAUCCUGGAUGUAACUCAGUAGAGAUUGACAACAAUGUAUGUGUUGGUACAUGCUUCAGUUACAGUAUACCAAGAACGUUACCAAGUGCUCCAGGAGAGCUUAUUAAACCUUACUGUGAUUCGUGCCAACCAUCUGUUUUAAUAUGGAAAAAUCUUACCCUAACCUGCAAAGGUGAAGAUCCAGACGCUUCAGAAAUGCAAAAGAGUGUCCAGAUUAUUUCUAACUGCAGCUGCAGUACGUGUGACUUUGGAGAAGAAAAUAAUGGCCUGUCAUCAUUUGUUUCGUCGGGAGAUGGAGAUGUGGGGCAGAGGCAGUUAGAUGGACAAGAACUAAUGGAUUGGAUGAUGGAAUCUCCCAGUGCAGCAAAACUGGGGAGAAAAAUGUUCAAUACAAGCAUGAUAUCACAUGCUAAUUUUUCUGCUAGUGAUCCUGUUAUGAAUGAAAAGUUAUUAAUUUUGGUUAAACAACUAGCAGGAAGUGGAGAAUAUAGUGAAGAAGAGGCUGCAGAUCGAGACCCUUCAGAAUGGGAUGGAGGAGACAACCAAGAAGCCCGUCUUGACAGAGUAGCCCUGAAAGAACUACUUAGGGAAGUAGAAGGAGUAGAUCAUAAAGUAAACAGAGAAACACUUGCUGAUUUCGUCAAGCAUGUGGAAGAGAGGGAGAAUAUAAAAGUGGACUUAGAUCGCCUCCGCCAAGUAUUAGCUCACAUGCAACAUGAACUGCAGCAGGAACAACAGUCAAAAUCUCAUAAAACUGAAGUUGAGGAUAAAAACACUGAACCAGAAUACCAGCAACAGAACCUGCCUAGUUCACAACAACAACAACAACAACAACAACAACCACAACAUACUCAGCACCAUCCACAUCAUGGAGAACAUCAUUCUCAACAUCAUAAUACGCAGCAUUCACACCAACAUUCACAUCAACAUCUUCAACAUCAACCUCUUGUGGCUGACAGAAGGGUUGAACGCCUGAGGGAUGUGCUGAAUGGCGAACCUGGAGGGGAACGACUAGAUGUAGAACCUCACCAACUUAAGCCGGCGUUGGAAGGUGGGGAAUUGAGCUAUCACGAUAAUUUGGUUUCAGCAAAUGAAAAUGAAAAUGAUUCAAAUAAACAGGAGGAGUUCUAA